ACACCGGGAGGCCCGCAGAGCACGACCUCCGAAGGUGAAGUCCAUAGCCCGGAGGGCUCCAUGACCAACCCAGGUCUUCCCUGGGCGUGGCGUGCCGAGUCGCAGCAGCUUAGGAACAAGAUCUCUGGCAGUCACAUCCUAACUUUCAGACCUCUGCGACAAGUCACCUGUCAAUAAGGACUUGUUCAGUGGGAGAAGAAAACUGAAGAGCCUCGUGGACGCGCAGCACUGCUUCCCAGAUUGAGAAGAAAUGCUGAGACUCAAGUAAAGCUCCCUCUUCUGCCCCACGUGCCCGCCAUGGGUGCUGGGAUGUCUAAACUGGAUACCUGCCCCCUUUCUUGGCACAAGAGGCACAGUGGGGAUGCAGAUCCAGACUGCCAUGAACCGGAGGAUUCUAAGGAUGUGUCCUUGCAUGGUUUUGUGAAGCACAGCAAUAGAACAGAGCCGCCGACAGGAGAGCAGGAGGGAGCUGAGGCAAAGGGAGAAAUGCCUGAGGAGGCAGCUGAAGAAGAAGUCUUCCUCAAAUUUGUGAUCCUGCAUGCAGAAGGUGACAUAGAAGAGGCCCUCAGGGUCCAGGAUCUGCUGCAAAAUGACUUUGGUAUCAGGCCGGGGAUAAUUUUUGCCGAGAUGCCGUGUGGCCGGCUGCAUUUGCAGAAUCUAGACGAUGCUGUAAAUGGGUCUGCGUGGACCAUCUUGUUACUGACUGAAAACUUCCUACGAGACACCUGGUGUAACUUCCAGUUCUACACCUCCCUGAUGAACUCUGUGAACAGGCAGCACAAGUACAACUCCGUCAUACCCAUGCGGCCCCUGAACAGCCCCCUCCCUCGGGAAAGGACUCCCUUGGCGCUACAGACCAUCAACGCCUUAGAGGAAGAAAGCCGAGGCUUUUCUACCCAAGUGGAGAGGAUUUUCCAGGAGUCCGUGUACGAGAGGCAGCGAACGAUAUGGAAGGAGACUCGGAAUGCGCUACGGGGACAGUCCGUUGCCUGAGACGAAGCAGACACCCGGCUGGCUCCUGUUUUGUAAACAAAAAUGAUUCAUCUUCACUUGAGAAAGCAGUGUCUAGGCAAUGCUUCUCCAUGAGUGGGGCUGCUUUCAAGAAAUCUGUGGAACACAGGAAAACUACAUUUCUGCAGGCUUAGGGCUGUGGUACUUUCUGAUGAUAAACUCCAGGCUGUC
Molecule: messenger RNA, 1182 nt
Organism: Arvicola amphibius (Eurasian water vole)
Lineage: Eukaryota; Metazoa; Chordata; Mammalia; Rodentia; Cricetidae
Gene: Ticam2
Product: toll like receptor adaptor molecule 2
Exons: 2
Coding region: 298-993 (231 amino acids)
Biological process (GO): positive regulation of canonical NF-kappaB signal transduction; lipopolysaccharide-mediated signaling pathway; positive regulation of cytokine production involved in inflammatory response
Molecular function (GO): protein kinase binding
Source: RefSeq, a predicted model, not a curated record